GAGGGGGUGUCACGGCAGGGACGUCGCGCUUUAGCUGAGCCCCGAGCUCUGCACUGAAAGCGGCUCCUCGCGUGAUAGGGCGGGGAUCAGGCAGCAGAGGGAGCGGGGAGACUGGUGUCUCCUCAGGACCGGCGGGGGAGGGGGCAGCCUCUCGAAGUCCCUUCCCCCUACCAGCGCGCCCCCGCCCGCUAGCUCGCUCUGGGGCCGCUCCGCUCUGCUCCCGGCAUCUCCGCCGCACACGCUGCCGUGGCCCCGCCUGAGCGGCGGCGCCGGGGGCCGCAGCGCGCAUGCUCGGCGCGGGCGCCAUUUUGGUGGGGCCGGGAAUUAUCCAGCGGGAGCGGCGGAGCUCGCUGGGCCCGGCUCGGAGGCAGCGGCGAGCGGGUGCCGGCUGCGGAGAUGGCCAACAUCGCGGUGCAGAGGAUCAAGCGGGAGUUCAAGGAGGUGUUGAAGAGCGAGGAGGUCAGAGCUCCCCCCCGGUAAUUCACCCGGUUUUGAGAGAUCCCUUUGUAGCUCUUCUCUGCUCUGGUGCAUCUACGAGCAAAAAUCAAAUUAAAGUAGAUCUUGUAGAUGAGAAUUUUACAGAAUUAAGAGGAGAAAUAGCAGGACCUCCGGACACACCAUAUGAAGGAGGGAGAUAUCAACUAGAGAUAAAAAUCCCAGAAACAUAUCCCUUCAAUCCUCCUAAGGUGCGGUUUAUUACCAAAAUAUGGCAUCCUAACAUUAGCUCGGUCACUGGGGCCAUUUGUUUGGAUAUCCUGAAAGAUCAAUGGGCAGCAGCAAUGACUCUAAGGACAGUGUUGUUAUCAUUGCAAGCACUGUUGGCAGCUGCAGAACCAGACGAUCCACAAGAUGCAGUAGUGGCAAAUCAGUACAAACAAAACCCAGAAAUGUUCAAACAGACAGCUCGACUUUGGGCACAUGUGUAUGCUGGAGCACCAGUGUCUAGUCCAGAAUACACCAAAAAGAUAGAAAACCUUUGUGCUAUGGGCUUUGAUAGGAAUGCAGUAAUAGUGGCCUUGUCUUCAAAAUCAUGGGAUGUAGAGACUGCAACAGAAUUACUUCUGAGUAACUGAGCCAUUCAAAGAGCUGCUUCUGUAGUCCAGCUUGCCCUUUCUGAGGAGCGUCACCAUCUGUUAUUUUUAGGAUUCUAUAUAGAUUCUCUUUUAAAACUGGCACUCUUGCCUGACGAUGCUAUCUAAGCACUAUUGGAGACUGAAAAACCGCUCUGUAAAUAAAGCUAAUUAAACGUCUGUGUAAAUUUAAAAGGGGAAAUACUUUAAUUUUUUCUUACUAAAUAUUGUAAAAAUUCUUUGAGCUCAGCUAAAACAAUGUGGGGGAAACAUGCCUACUUUAGUGUUUAGCAGUGUGACCAAGCCUAGCAGGAAUUUGCUUCGGGAUUUUGAUUUAAUUAUUCAGAUAACAUUUUUGAGUGUCAGUCAUCAAAAUUGUUGGUGUCACUCAUCACAGCUAUCUUACUGUUUUUAACAUGGAUCCUAUGUGCCUGUGGAUUGACCUAUAUUUGCAUGCUUGUACUUUACUAGACAUUUUAGAUAGGGUAGCUGAAGAGAGCACCAUUUAAGUACUUGAAUGUUCUUGUUAACUUUUUUCCUGAAAGCUGUUUCAAGAUUUACCCAAAGUUCAAAAUGGUGACCUGUUCAGAACCUCUUUCUUAGUCAGGUGACUGGGAAAUCUGCUUAUCUGCCCUCCCCAACAACACAAACCUAAAAUACCAUUCUGGAUUCCUUUCCAUAAUCUGUGGGCCUGGGUGCCAUUAAAAGUAGCUUAGUUACCACUUUAAAUGGUAUAUUUUGAAUAACCAGUAAAUGUGUUUAACCAUCAUACUUGCUACACAAUCAUAUAUAAAGGUUUGGUAUGUUUGGACAUAGCACAACAAAGUGGCGCUGCUUUUUUGGGGGGGGUAUAUAGAAGUCAGAACUCCUUCAAUAAAUUAGGAUAAUAUGAAUUCACUGGAUUUGGGGGAAGAACAACUGAUUCUCUGGUAUACUGAGAAUUUAAAUAAAUAAAUAAAACUUCUUUGAGUACUUGCUAUGAUGCAAUCAGCUGUUUUUUUGCAACAGCUUUCUAGCUUUAUUUUGAGCUUCAGUAUAAGGAUUGCUUACCAGGUACUUUAAAAAAUCACUUGUUUGCAUUUUUCCCUAGUUGAUACAUGGAGGCUGUGUUGGUAUUUUUACUGUACAUACUUCAAAAGCACAUAGAAGUAGAAGUGUGUUCUCAGUUUAACUUUCUUUUGGAUUGAUGUUUCUGAUAAACGAAAACUGAAAUUACCUUCGCUUGUACAUACUCAGUCUUUCUAUUCGUAUUAAAAUUACAUUUCAUCCUGAGUUUAAAAGCUUGAAAAUUAUUAGUUUGCAACGUCAAACACUAGUACAUCCAUCUAAAGAAAGUUGUAAUGUCUUUAUGGAUACAGUUGGAUACUUCUGAAAAUGCAUCAGACAUGAAACUUUCAGCUAAAAUAGAGAGAAAAGAAACUGAGUAGAGACUGGGGAUUGUGGAUGAUAGUGUACCAUAAGGCUUCUUUUCCUUGACUGUCUUCUCUUAAGCAAUAGUCUAAUAAGUGUACAUUCAUUUUGCUUGAACUAUAAAAUGAGCUGCAAGUGUCAUACUUCAUAGAAGAUCAGGUUUGUAAAUGAUACUGGAAGCAACAGGGAAUAUUAUUAAACUGUUAAAUAUCUGGAGCAAAGUAGAUGGGGGAACAGAACUAGAAAAUAGAGAUGGAAAAGACCUAACUAAUGCAGGAUUACUUCCUGCAGUAUUCUAUCUAAUGUGUUCAUACUUUAAAAAUAUUUGCAGGACACAGACAGUAAAUUUUUAACUCAUAUCAGUGCAGUACUAAACCCAGUUGCUAUAGUCUUUCUGUACUGCUUUCUAAGGUUUUAUUCAUUGAUCAUAUUUCUUGAAUUUUCUUGCAGUAGUGUAAGUCAUUUUCAGAGAUGCCAAAGGAAACAAGAUUUUUUUGUCUUUCCUUGAUAUUUAUUUAUUUUUGUUAACAAUUAAAAAGCAACUGCUCAACUGGUUUAUUAGGUAAUAGCUAGAAACAGUAGAAAACUAUGGCAGUUUUGCUAUUUGUGUUAAAAUCUCAAGUUACUGUCUUUUUCUGUUAUGUAGUUUGAUAAGAACAUUUUGAUCAUUUCAUUUACAUGUGUUUACCCUGGUGGUAAUUGUAAAUGGCUGACUACUUCUUUCCCUUGUUCUUUGCUGCUAUUUAUUUAUCAAAGGGAGGAACUUGGAAAUCAUUAGGGGACAUAAAACUUAAUAAUUAUAGCUUCUGGACCUGUCAUUUUGAUGAUAGGAUUAGUCUCUUAGAGACAACUGUGAGCACAUCUCAAAUGAUAACCAGAGCAAAGUUUUCCAAGCAUAUAAGGGGAUGGGAUGGAAUGGGGAGGAGGGGGUGGCGAGAGAAGAAAAAAAGGGGGGAAUUGCUUUACUUCAUCACUGAAACAAUUCCUCAUCCUGGAUUUUCUCCUGCUAUUUCCUUCACCCAGUACCUCAUUUUCUUUGUGAUAUUGCAAAAUUGUCCUCCCAAUACAGUUCUGUUCAGAUGCCAGUGUGUCCUUUCUUUCCACUCUCCCCUGCCAUGCAAUUAGUAACUAAGGUACUUGACUCAGUGCCAGUUUAGAUGCUGGUAGCAAGGAAAUGUCUUGAUCUGGAUGAGGAAGGAGAAGUGACCCAAUAUUAAGCAGACAUUCAUAACUUGAGGUCCCUAUGAAUUUGAAUCCUUUGUAAGGAACAUUUUUCUAUCCUUGGGUAACUAUCAGAGUUGAAUAUAAGGUUAUGUUGUACCAGAUUAGUGUAACUGCAGCCAGGGCUGAACCCUAGGAAUGUUUGGGUGUUUAACAUAGUGACUUUGUAAAGACUAAACUGUAGUUAAGUUUUUUAUGACUGAACAUCUCUAUAUUCAGGGCCCUGUGCAUUCAUGACUCUGGCAUUGCUAUACAAUCUACUCCUGCUGCAGAUGUGUGCAGCACAUUUACACUUAGUUUAAAAACAUAUAGGCAUUAUGGCUACAAAUAGCUUCCAAAUGUAAAUUGAUGCCUUGUCAUCUUCCUUAGUCUGCAAGCAGACAGCUUAAAACAAUAACUAUGAAGUCUGAACUGUCCCAUUUAUCUCAAUAGGUGUUAAUGCUAUAACUUAGUGACUAACUAAAAGUCAGCUAAAUUUCACUGAACAACAUUUUAGCAGCAACAUCUAGUUAAUGUGGUUUAUCAAUUGUUCUUGGAUAUUGUUGUUGAACAAGAAAUUCUAGUUUCUUCUUGCCCCUCACAAAUUUUAAAAUAGCCUCUGACCUUAUUCGGAGGCAAAGAAAAGUUUCCUUUCCUAUUGCCAAUAGUUUCAACUCCCUCCUGGGUGCCAAAAGUUCCAUUUAUAUCCCAUCUAGUUGCCAAAAACCCCACAACUUCUAAGUUCUCAAUACGACAGACUGAUAUAUAUUGGGGAAAUUAAAACUUAUGGAUAAUAUAAAAUUGAUUUAAUAUAAAAGGGACACUAUUUCUAAGUAAAAGGCUCCAUUUUCUGAUUUACCUGAAUUUGCUACAAAUUUCCAGUCCCAGAGUACCGCCCAAACUAGGGGCCUUGUACCAGAAUUUAGGUCCAGCUUGCCACAGAGUGCAUGGGGCCUUGACUAUAAUCAGUCAGGCAGUAUUUAUUUAUGGAAUUAGGUACACAACUUUUUUCUUUCAAGUAAAUUAGGAUUGGGAGCCAAAAAGAGACUUAACUUGAAACAACAGAUCUGCAUUAUGUGAUGUAGAUAAUGGAAACACUUAAACUAUGCAAAAUUAACCUUCAUAAAUCAGCUGGAAGUCAGGCCUGGCAUGCGAGAGAGUACAGAUCACUUCUUUAAUGGAAAACAAAUAUGAUUUCAAGUAAAAGCACUUGUUUACUGUGAUGGUUGUAUACCAUUAAUGUGAAGAGGUCAGCUUUCAGAGCAAGGGGAGGCUUAACUGUGUGCAUGCCCAUUGCUUGCUAUGGAAGCAACAAACAGAGCCUGGCUAAUUGUUGGAGACAGGCCCAGGAGGGGCCAAUGUUAAAUACUUUUACUGCUAAAAUAUUUUAAGUUUUAACACCUGUUCAAGGGGGACAAAUGGGAGCGGAAGUACUCUUGCUAUAUUUUGAAUAGCUAAGUGGUUGUGAUGUUACAGUGGAAGGGCUUCUCUACACAAACAUUUAGUUCUCAGCAAGCUGGGGUAUGAAGCUAUCCUGUACUAACAGUUGCUUACUGUGCUUUGAGUUACUUCAGUUUCAAAGCAGCAUAGCUCCAAGUACCAUAAGGACGUGUUAGUACAGGAUAGCUUUAUACCCCAGCUUGCUAAGAACUAAAUGUUUGGCUUUCUCUACACAGACUCUUAAUGGAUGUGAUCAUGGAUGGUUUUGCAGAAAAUGUGAGCAAUUGGCUAAGCAGAGGAUAGUUAAGAAUUUUCAUUUUUCCUUGCUUUUUACUGCAGCACAAUAGUAAAACAUGAAGUAAAGCUUUUCUGGGAAGAGCAUAUAGAUGUUUUCACUGUUGUUAAACCCUUUUCUGUUGGAAAAUUAGGCUAUCAUUUGUCAGUCUUCAAUUAGAUUGCUGAUCCAUAUUAAACAUUUCAGUAAAAACAUACUAUGAUCUUUUUACUGUUACAGCUUCAUCAGCUGAUAUAUCAUUAGACGUGCAAGGUAUGUGUUGCUUCUCAUUUGGUUAUUUCAACUAUAAUGCUCUGUAGGCAACCUCAGCAACUUUACUUUUCAGAUUUGUUACCAAUGGACCAAUUGUUGCAACUCAUUUGCACUGUACUGUGAUGUUCCCUCUUCUUACUCUUACCUGCUGGUAGGCAGCAUGAAAAAUAGCCAGCCAAUUGCUUAUGAGGCUGAACCAUUCACUGAAAAUGUAAGUUGAAAUACCUAAUUCUCAGAUGAGGAAAUGUACUAUGAAAGUGCUGUAUUAUCCCUCUAAUUUGCAACAACUGCUGGUGCUGAAGGAGGCUGUUGUCAUAGGAAUGCUGAUUUCAACUGUUGAAAAAUCCCACUUGUCAGAUACCUUUUUUUUAAGUUAACAAUAAAGAAUACUGGAGGAGGUUUGUUACUGAGCAUUUAACUUCCUGUAAAGGCUGAGUGGGAGUGGGCUGGAAUGAAGCAUCAGUGUUUUUUGUCUUGAGAAUAAAAACUACACAACACUUUUGUACACAAAUGAUUUUUUAAAUAAAUACACAUUUUAAAA
Mauremys mutica (yellowpond turtle) is the source of this 6208-nucleotide messenger RNA. RefSeq names its product ubiquitin conjugating enzyme E2 K (gene UBE2K). Gene Ontology annotation, cellular component: nucleus. The record is from RefSeq and is a predicted model, not a curated record. Gene Ontology annotation, molecular function: protein binding; ubiquitin conjugating enzyme activity. NCBI's taxonomy places the organism in Eukaryota, Metazoa, Chordata, Testudines, Geoemydidae. Gene Ontology annotation, biological process: protein polyubiquitination; proteasome-mediated ubiquitin-dependent protein catabolic process. The coding region runs from base 288 to 1073 and encodes 261 amino acids. The transcript is spliced from 10 exons.